AGGCGGGCGGGACAGCACGAUAGGUGCCCACAGGCCCGUGGGGGCCGGGCGGCCGCCGGGGACACCCCCGCGGCCUGGCCGAGGGCCGGCCGUGCCCCCCGGGCCGUGCCGGGCUCCAGCCGCCGCCGCUGUGGGGGCGGCGGGGCUGCGCAGGGCCGGGCCGGGCCGGGCCGGGGGGGCGCCCGCCGGGGCGGUCUGAGCGCGGGACGCGGCGGGCGCUGGGCGGUGAGAGGAGGGGCGGCGCCGCGGCCGUUGGCGGCGGCCGUUGAGGCGCGGGCUGCGGCCGUUGGCGGCGGCGGUUGCCCGUGAGGCGCGAGCGGCGCAGGGAGCCGGCGCCGACCGCCGCCCCCAUGUCGCUGCCGGUGGUGCUGCCGGGCUCCUGCUGCCCCGUGACGGGGCUCGCCGCCGUCCCCCAGGCGACAGCGGCCGCCGCCACCGCGGUGGCGCAGCCGCCGGGCUCGCUGGCCGCCGCCGACCCCUCGCUGCCGCCUCUUCGCGCCCGCUGCUGCCGCGCGGGCUUCCCGCAGCAGCGGCCGCGCCCGCCCGCGCUCUCCCCUCUCUCCGCCCGCCGCGCCGCCGCCGCGGGGCCGGGGCCGGGCCCGGGGUCCGGAGCGCUGCCCGCCCGCCCGCUGCUCUCCCUGGGGCUGCUGCAGCUCAUCCUGGGCUGCUGCAUGGUGGCGCUGAGCUUCGGGGCGCUGUCGCUGAGCGGCUCGGCGCAGGUGAAGAACGCCUGUCCCUUCUGGGCCGGCUCCUCGGUAAUCUUAUCAGGAAUCAUAGGCUUAACGACAUGGAAGAGACCAAUGAUACUUUUGGUUAACCUGUUUGUUCUGCUGUCUGUCAUCUGUGUUCUUCUGAACCUGGCUGGAUUUAUAUUAGGAUGUCAAGGCGCUCAGUUUGUGUCCAGUGUACCCAGAUGUGAUUUGGUGGACAUGGGUGAAAACAAGAUUUGUUUCUGCUGUGAAGAAUUUCAUCCCACUAAAUGCACAGAAAAGGAGAAUGCGCUGAAGCUAUACCCAGUGAAGUCAUGUAGUGCUGUUCACCUUCUUCUUAAGAAAGUUCUCUUUGCUCUCUGUGCCCUGAAUGCUCUCACCACCACAGUUUGCUUGGUAGCAGCUGCUCUGCGUUACUUACAGAUAUUUGCAACAAGAAGAACCUGCGCAGAUGAAUCUCAGGUUUCCACAGAAGAAACUGAAGAACAAGGUCAUGUUUCAGAUCCUGAAGAUUUUGUCCCACCUGUGCCACCUCCGUCAUACUUUGCAACAUUUUAUUCUUGUACUCCCAGAAUGACUCAUAGGAUGCUUGGCUCUGAUGUGAUUCCAUUACCACAUAUUUAUGGAGCUGGAAUUAAAGGAGUUCAAGUGUUCUGCCCGCUGGAUCCGCCUCCUCCUUAUGAAGCUGUGGUGAGCCAGAUCAGCUGUGAACAGGAAGAUACACUACAAAUGGGUGUGGUGGAAGCUGCUACUGAUUCUGUGGACACAAGUGAUAGGCAGGCCUCUCAAGAUGAAGAAAUUCCUAAGUCUUCCAGCAGAGUGAGCCUUUCACCUUCAAAUGCAAACCCAGUGCCUGCAGACAAGAGAGCCUUCAAUCCCCUACAGAAACGGUCCAAAAGUGACCCCGUACUGCACUGCCUGCUGCCUCAAGGUCCAGUGCAAAGCUGUGAAGCUGCAACUCAGACUGAAUUAAAACCAGAACUUGAUACUGUCACCUUGCGGAAGAGUUUAAGAGCAAGAGCUUUGAGGGCAAGACCCCGAUCUUUGAUAGACUACAAGUCCUACAUAGACACUAAGCUGCUUGUGGCACGCUUCCUAGGGCAGUCCUCCUGCAGCAUGACCCCUGACAUACAUGAUUUGGUGGAAAGUAUCAAGUCUGUUUUAAAAUCGGAUGAAGAACACAUGGCAGAAGCUAUCACCAGUGCCACCUUUCUUGAGCAGGUGAUGGCCCCUGCCCAGCAAUCAAUGUCAUCAAGGGCCCAUGUGCUACCUUUUAGACAACAUCCUGGAUUGCUGCACCUGGAGAGCUGUGGUGAUUUGAGUACUUUCACAACAGCUGAAAGUCAUUUAUCAGAGAGAAGGAUCCAGGGACUAGAACAUGAAAGGCCUCACAGUCUUAUUGGAGUUGUAAGGGAAACUGUACUGUGAGUUGAUAUCUCUCUGUUCCUCAAUAGAGCAUUUCUGUCAGGCAUACUUGCUGAACAGAAAAAUCAUCUCUGACACGUAGGUGGAAGAAUGUGUCGCUAAUCCAUACUUUAUACCCUCCUGCUCAGACUCCUAAAAGGAAGCUCACUGUACAAAACCUCCUAAUCAGUUUCCAAGCUGGCCUUUAAACUGGGCUAUUCAGAUGGAACUACCAUGUUUGUGAUAUAGUACUGUUCUUUUGCACCUAUGUAGUCUGUCACCACUUAGGAUGCAAUUGUUUUUGAUACUCAGUUUACAAGAGAUACGGUAGAAUGGUUCUAUGCCUUGGUUUAUCUGAGGUGAGGCAAGAACAGUUAUGCAUGCGUGCACUUUGUAUCUCACUGAAGAAUACAGGCCAGAGUCAAUGCUUGUGUUUAUAUGGUGUAAAUUACUGUUGCUUCAUUGAUUUUUAGCAAUUUACUUCCUCAUACAGGUGCUUCUUAUAUAUCAGCAGCCAUCCAUGCUGAGAGCAUUUACCAUUUACACAGCCAUCUCCAAUCCGCUGCAAAUGUGCAUAUAACUACCCGAGGUGGUUUUGGCAACAUUAGCCACUAGGCCAAAGUGACCUGUGAGUUGAUACUCUCUGGCAAAUAUAUAAAUGCAUAAGCCAGUUGACUCAAGCUGUUGACUGCUGCUACUUUGUCAAACUCUAUUCUCUAUGUAUGCUGCUAACUUGGAACACACUAAGUGUUUCCAGAGGCUGGGAUCAGGCACACAGUGUUUAUUUCCAAAGCUAGUUGUAGCCUUCUGCAACUCAGCAGGACAACUAAAUAUUCCUGCUAUUAUUUUAAAGAUAAAGCUUCAUCUAACAAUUAUUGAACAGCUUUCCUACUGAAAAAUAAAAAGCUUUAAAGUGAACUUGAAUUAAACUUGUUCAGAAGGAGAAACUGUUCAUGCGGUCUGACUCAUGAAAGAUAACUUGAGUAAAAUAAAAUGUUUACUCUAGAAUUGGUGUGUGUGGGGGGGUUCCUGUCUGGUAAGGCACAUAUGUUAGGCCUCUUAAUAUUUCUGCAGCAUAGGCAUAUUGUCUUUACACACCCAAUAAAAACUGUGGGGGUUUUGUCUUGU
This is a messenger RNA of Dromaius novaehollandiae (emu), 3242 nucleotides long. RefSeq names its product endosomal transmembrane epsin interactor 1 (gene ENTREP1). Lineage: Eukaryota; Metazoa; Chordata; Aves; Casuariiformes; Dromaiidae. The coding region runs from base 351 to 2138 and encodes 595 amino acids. The record is from RefSeq and is a predicted model, not a curated record. Gene Ontology annotation, cellular component: membrane. The transcript has 11 exons.